Callorhinchus milii (elephant shark) is the source of this 2253-nucleotide messenger RNA. It is a transcript of the gene cbarpb, whose product is annotated as CACN subunit beta associated regulatory protein b. Lineage: Eukaryota; Metazoa; Chordata; Chondrichthyes; Chimaeriformes; Callorhinchidae. The transcript is spliced from 10 exons. The record is from RefSeq and is a predicted model, not a curated record. Gene Ontology annotation, molecular function: transmembrane transporter binding. The coding region runs from base 1 to 2253 and encodes 750 amino acids. Gene Ontology annotation, biological process: negative regulation of voltage-gated calcium channel activity; negative regulation of calcium ion-dependent exocytosis. Gene Ontology annotation, cellular component: secretory granule; plasma membrane.
AUGGCGAAGUGGACCAUGAGCUUGGAGUCUCCAACAUGGAAAUACACGACUGACAACACAACGGCUGUCCCUAAAGAGCUCGCUGUCGAGGAUGGUUAUGUGCUGCUCCUCGUCCUGGUGUCUGUCUUCAUCGGUGGCACGUUAGUCCUUCUCUCCGGCAUCCUCAUCCUCUGCCGACGAUGUUGUGAGACCAACCGCAGAUACUCCAGGGCAACCGAUGACCCAGAGAAAACCAACACUACAUACCUGGAGGAGACUCAACCCCAACAUGAGAUCACCAUUAAGAUUGAUGACACCGAGUGUCUGUCCACGGGCAGCUGUGCCGACACCGACACCGACACCCAGCGCUUCCUCUCCACCUCCUCCACUGGCCGCAGGGUUUCCUUCAAUGAGGCCUCGCUGUUCGACCACGGCAAGAAACCACAGGAGAAAGGACGCAGGUACACGCUGACCGAGGGGGAUUUUCACCACCUGAAGAACGCCCGGCUGACUCACCUCCACGUUCCGACGCCUGCGCUGAAGAUCAUCACCAUCCACGAGUGCGAGUCGGGCUCCGCCAUGGUGCCCGGCGCCUCCAAAAGCCACCUGUCCAUCUUCCAGCCCAGCAUCGCCCCCCUGCCCCAGACUGCACUGACCAGCCACGUGGGCAGCCCGGGCUCCCCUUUACCCGGGGACACUUUCAACUCACCGGCCGACACGGCUUUUAUUGACGUGAAAACCUCGGCAGCUACCGACCCCGGAGACAGCGAUGUGAUUGAGGUGAUGUCCGGGAGUGGUCAAGGGGGAGUCGGGGCGGAGGUUGGGGCUGUUGCCCCCCAGGGCACAGUGCUUCACUUCUUCAGUAAGCUGAGGAGACACGCCAGCCUGGAGAGCGCCAGCCCUUACUUCAGGAUCAAGAAAUGGAAAUUCGAGACUAGCCAGAGAGCACUGAGCCUCGACACCCGAGGUUCCCCAAAGAGGCAUCAGUUCCAGCGGCAGCGAGCUGCCAGUGAGAGCAUGGAUCAGGAAGACCGUGACCCACAUCAGACAGAUAUUAUUCAGUACAUCGCCCAUACCGAUGAUGUCUCCUCCGUCACGCCUCCGGCUGCCUUCUCCCAGGCUCCCUCCAGCCCGCCUCCAUCUCUUGGCAGCGGCGACCAGCAGCAGAGCUACCGGGACAUCUGGAGCCUCCGGGCCUCGCUCGAGCUGUACAUCGCGGCCGACAGCAACGGCGGCGGCGACAGCAGCAGCAGCGCGGGCUCGGGGGCCUCGGGGGCCUCGGGGCCCGGUCCGCCUCCGGGCCCGGAGGAGAGCGGCGGCGGCGGCGGGACCGGGCGGGGCAGCGGCGAGGCGGAGCCGGGCAGCAGGAAGCUCCUGCAGAUGGACAGCGGCUACGCGUCGAUCGAGGCGCCGAGCCGACUGCCGGAGGAGCGGGGAGGAGGAGGAGGAGGGGCCCCGGCGGCCGGGCCCGAGCCCGAGGCCGCUGACGACGACGACGAGGCCUACGGGGAGGCCGAGGGCCCGACGGCCUCGGAGAAGCGCCGCUCCUUCACCAGCUCCGGCCGCAAGGGCACCGUCUGCGAGACGUUCGAGGCGCGGCUGGUGAGCGAGGGGCGGGCGGGCGGCGCGCAGCCGGAGAGCGAGGCCGAGGCGCUGCCCGGGGCCUGGUCGCUGUACGGGCAGAUGUUCGGGGGGGCGGUGGGGGGCGGCGGGGACUUCACUCACCGCCGCGACUACAGCAUCGACGAGAAGACGGACGCGCUGUUCCACCAGUUCGUGCGCCACGACCCGCGCUUCGCCGACUCGCCGCUCAGGCCCAAGCACCGCUCUCGCGUACACCUGCGCAAGCAGUGGCAGAGGAGCCGGCAGCUCAGCUACCCGCCCGCCCCCGGGGCCGGGGCCGGGGCCGCCACCAGCGCCGCCGCCGCCGCCGAGCGACACCGCGCCCCGCUCCGCCGCGGGGACAGCGUCGGCUGCUGCCCGGCCCGGGACCAGGCCUCGGUGGAAGCCUCGGGCUCGCCCGAGGCCCUGCCCGGCCCGGAGCGCCUCGUCCCCGGGGAGGAGGGGAUCCACCGGAUCGAGGAGGAGGAGGUGGCGGUGGUGGCGGCGGUCGAGGCCGAGGCCGAGGCCGAGCCCCCCGGCUGCCCGGCCCUGAGCAAGCUGGCGGCCGGGGUGGGGGAGAGGCUGUACCCCGGCCUGAGGCGCGCUCAGGCGGCUCCGGCUCACACCGUGACCGCGGCCACCCGCUGCUCCCCGGACCACAGCCCCGUCUAG